UGGCUAGAUGGAAGCAGGGCCGGUGUACGUCACGGUGUGUACAUCCGCGCCCGCUUCACGGCUCUUGCCCAGGCAAAUCCCCGCCCUAUAUUCAAAAAAUACACCGAACUCUAACCCUCACAUCGGACACAAUCUCACAGGUUAGGAGUGGCUCAGAUACAGUGUUGGAAAAGUUCUGCUUCGUCUCGUUUAAAAUGUGUGGAAGAACAGCAUGCACUCUUGCUCCUGACGAGCUGAAACGAGCCUGCUCUUACAGAAACCGAAGGGGGCAGAGGAGACAGCCCCGCUGGAGGGAUGGAGACGCGGACAACUAUCGACCCUCCUACAAUAAGAACCCGCAGUCCAUGAGUCCCGUCCUGCUGUCACAGAGGCAUUUUGACAAGGAUGCUCCUGUGGAUGAGUGUGUGUUGGCCUCAAUGCGGUGGGGUCUGGUACCCUCAUGGUUUAAGGAGAGUGACCCCAGCAAGAUGCACUACAGUACCAGCAAUUGCCGCAGUGAGAAUAUAUUGCAGAAGAAGUCCUACAAGGACCCUAUGUUGAAAGGACAGCGCUGCGUCAUCCUAGCUGAUGGUUUCUAUGAGUGGCAAAAGGUUGAAAAAGGCAAGCAGCCUUUCUUCAUCUACUUCCCUCAGACUCAGCCAGGACCCAGCCAGGAGGAAAGAAAGAACUCGGACUCUGAGUCAGUGCGCCCUCCAGCCAAAGUCUCCUCUGGUUUGAUGAAGGGAGAAGCUGCAGGUGAGUGGACAGGAUGGAGGUUGCUGACUAUGGCAGGAGUGUUUGACUGUUGGACACCACCAGGAGGUGGAGAACCCCUUUACUCAUAUAGUGUAAUAACUGUGAAUGCUUCCCCAAAUCUGCAAAGCAUCCAUGAUAGGAUGCCAGCGAUCCUUGAUGGGGAGGAAGAGGUUAGGCGCUGGCUGGAUUUUGGGGAGGUGAAGUCUCUAGAAGCUCUCAAACUGCUCCAGUCAAAAAAUAUUUUGACUUUUCACCCCGUCUCUUCGUUAGUCAACAACACGCGCAACAACUCUCCAGAAUGCCUCCAACCAGUGGAUCUCAACAGCAAAAAGGAGCCCAAGUCCACAGCAAGCAGUAAGAUGAUGACAAGCUGGCUGUCGAGCAGUUCACCUUCAAAGAGGAAGUCCCACACAAGUGAAAGUAAAGAAGAGCGAGAAAGCAAGCCACAGAAUCAGCGCAAGUCUGCAGGAGGACUUCAGCAAUGGCUUCAGGGAACCAACAAGAAACCAAGAACAAAGUAAAUACAUGAACUGAGAACUCGAUAGUGUUUGAAAGACCAUUCAGGCCUUAUUGUACUCUGCUACUGUAUAAUUGUAUAAGAAAAAGUUCAUUUUUUACUUGUACUUAAGAAUAUUUUAAAUGUAAUUCAUUGUUCUAUAACAAUUUAAGAGUUCAUCAAUAAAUGUCAGACACAAUAAUGCUUUAUUCAAGGUUUUUUAUUACCCUUAUUACUUGAAACAAUGUAGAUGCUAUGCAUUAUCAUAUUAAUAAUAUAAUAAUGAUGAAUGCCAACACUCUCUCCCCCACAUUUGUCCUUCAGAGUUACAGUAUGUAUGUCAUCCUGUUUCAAAGUUUUAACAUAAUACGAACAGACAGUUAAAGAUCUGAUCAGUUAAAAGAAAUGUCAAGCACUUGAAUCGUAUGCCAACACGAGCAUCUGGCAGAGUCAGAUAUGGAGAUUUACAACACAACUUUAUGUCUUCCCCACACAAUGAUUGAGAGGUCUGCAAAUAUACAAAGUUGCAACAGUUGACAAUAAAAAGAAAUGUACUAGCUAAUAGUACUGGGUUAUGAAUGACAAUUUGUAUUUGAGAAAAAUCUCUCCUCUAGGACUAUCCGGUAGACUGACAUGCUGUCUUGAUUUGGUUCAUGUCAAAUGUUCUAUCUGGAAUUUUACAACCUUCAUUUCCCCGAUAGAGGAACAGCACUUGGACGCAGGAACUGAGUCUGUAUUCACACAAUGUUCUCGACCUGAGCUACAAUUAUGUUUAUUGUGGCUCCAAAAUGAGAUGGCUCCAAGUUUUCAGUUACCGAAGAUGAAAGCAAAAAAAAAAAAAAAAAA
Oreochromis aureus is the source of this 2077-nucleotide messenger RNA. It is a transcript of the gene hmces, whose product is annotated as 5-hydroxymethylcytosine binding, ES cell specific. Gene Ontology annotation, biological process: DNA damage response. Gene Ontology annotation, molecular function: single-stranded DNA binding. Lineage: Eukaryota; Metazoa; Chordata; Actinopteri; Cichliformes; Cichlidae. The transcript has 7 exons. The coding region runs from base 195 to 1256 and encodes 353 amino acids. The record is from RefSeq and is a predicted model, not a curated record.